Pelobates fuscus (common spadefoot toad) is the source of this 933-nucleotide messenger RNA. Its product is annotated as olfactory receptor 52K1-like. Gene Ontology annotation, molecular function: G protein-coupled receptor activity; olfactory receptor activity. The transcript has a single exon. Lineage: Eukaryota; Metazoa; Chordata; Amphibia; Anura; Pelobatidae. Gene Ontology annotation, biological process: G protein-coupled receptor signaling pathway. Gene Ontology annotation, cellular component: membrane. The record is from RefSeq and is a predicted model, not a curated record. Bases 7 to 933 code for a protein of 308 amino acids.
AAGUCCAUGGCAAAUCAGUCUGACGUGUCUGAAUUUAUUCUCAUCGGAUUUCCUGGACUUCCACAGACGUUCUAUCCUUUGGUUUCAGUGACAAUGUUUCUUGUCUAUACUAUAGCACUGAUGGCAAAUGGCACCGUAAUACUUCUGAUUUCUUUAAGAGAACGCUUACACCACCCAAUGUAUCUAAUUAUUUCCAACCUGGCUUUUUCAGACCUUACCUUUGACACUAUUACAUUACCCAAAAUCAUUGCUAGAUACUGGUUUAAAGAUGAAUCUAUCUCCUUCUCCACUUGCAUGUUCCAGUUGUUCUUCGUCCAUUAUUUGGGUGUCCUUGAUUCUUUUAUUAUCAUGCUAAUGUCUGCCGAUCGAUAUAUUGCUAUUUGUAAACCAUUGAGAUAUUCAGCAAUCAUGACUAAUAAAUUGGCUGCAUCUCUCUGCUGCCUUUUAUCAAUCAUAGCAGCAGCUUUUGGACUGGCUGUGUCUAUUCUUACUGGACGACAAUUUUACUGUAGAUCUAAUAAAAUCAAUGGAUGUUUUUGUUCGAACUCGGCACUUCUGGCCUUGGCUUGCGGGGAUGUGUUUUACACCAAAAGAGUCAAUUUUAGUCUUGCAAUGAUUGUGCUCUGUGUGCCACUGGUUCUAAUCAUAUUGUCGUAUAUCGUUAUUCUAAGAACAAUCAGUUCAUUGAGACGCCCUGAAAAUUGGCAGAAGGCAUUUUACACCUGUACUACGCAUUUAUUUAUCAUCAGUUUGUACUACAUUCCACGGAUAUUUGUGUACACAUCUAAUCAAAUUAAUUUAAUUGCUAAUGCUGAUUUCAAUAUUUUGCUUUUAUGUCUGUAUACAUUUGUCCCCCAUCUUGCUAACCCCAUUAUUUAUUGCCUUAGGACAAAGGAGAUCAAGAAGAUGCUUAUAAAUAUUUAUAAACGCUAA